Molecule: messenger RNA, 519 nt
Organism: Rosa chinensis
Lineage: Eukaryota; Viridiplantae; Streptophyta; Magnoliopsida; Rosales; Rosaceae
Product: pentatricopeptide repeat-containing protein At3g22470, mitochondrial
Exons: 1
Coding region: 1-519 (172 amino acids)
Molecular function (GO): protein binding
Source: RefSeq, a predicted model, not a curated record
AUGGUCGCGGAAACCAACAGUGUGGUUCAAAUGAUGAUUCAAAGAGGUAUUAAGCCUGAUACGAUAACAUACAGUUCCCUUAUGGAUGGUUACUGUUUGCCGGGAGAAAUGGACGAAGCGAACAAAGUCUUUGAUCUGAUGAUUAGCAAAGGCUCCAUGGUUGAUGUUCAUAGUUUUAGCAUAUUGAUAAAUGGAUAUUGCAAGAGUAAACAGGUCGACAAGGCUAAAAAGAUUUUCAAGGAAAUGUGUCGUAUGGAACUAGUUCCGGAUACAGUUACUUAUACCACUCUUAUUGAUGGUCUUUGCAAAACAGGGAGAAUUAAAGAAGCAGAAAAGUUGUUCUCUGAGAUGCAAGGUUGUGGCCAAGUUCCAGAUGUUCAAACUUAUACUGUUUUACUUGAUGGACUGUGUAACAACCAACAACUCUCUAGGGCAGUUGAGUUGCUUAAAGAGAUGGAAUCCAACAAAUUGGAACUUGAUAUUGUAGUUUGCAGUGUUGUUAUUGGAGGUUUUUGCUAA